Messenger RNA from Homarus americanus (American lobster), 4151 nucleotides. RefSeq names its product dual specificity protein phosphatase 10-like. Gene Ontology annotation, biological process: protein dephosphorylation; negative regulation of MAPK cascade. NCBI's taxonomy places the organism in Eukaryota, Metazoa, Arthropoda, Malacostraca, Decapoda, Nephropidae. Gene Ontology annotation, molecular function: MAP kinase tyrosine/serine/threonine phosphatase activity; protein tyrosine/threonine phosphatase activity. The record is from RefSeq and is a predicted model, not a curated record. Gene Ontology annotation, cellular component: cytosol; cytoplasm. Bases 220 to 1482 code for a protein of 420 amino acids. The transcript is spliced from 5 exons.
AGCAAGUCUAGUUCAGUACAUCCACAACUCGCGUGGUAGUCAGUCGGUUAGCUUGCUGGCUCUGUGCAAUCCUCUUGAGUGCAAUUGAAACCCAUUGACGGAUUUAAAUAUACAAGUGUUACUUGUUGUGUGUGUGUAGGAAAUCUAGUCAAAACAACAGGGAUUUUUAUAUACUUCAUUGGAAGGAAUAUCAUGUACAACAAGUGGUGAGUGGUCAACAUGCUUAGUGAAGGUCGUCGGGAGGGGCUUCGCCUGGCGCUGAACCGGUCGCUGAGUGAGCCCGGUGAGGCAAGUGCCGCAGCCACCGCCAGAUGCCCAGUGUCCCUGCCGCAGUUGAUGGCGCCGCAGGUGGUCAGCAUGCCAGCCUCUCCGUGCGGGGACAGUUCCACUAUCCAGCGUUCACUACUAUUAAGACGUGCCCGUGCCCUCGAGCCCGCGGACGUGGCGCGCAAACUCACUAAAACAAAACCCAAGAACUUCCUUCUCCUCGACUUGAGAACGUUCAUCAACUACAACAUGCGUCAUGUACGCAGCGCCAUCAACCUCAACUGCUCAGAUCGCUUCAACCGCAAGCGACUACAGCUGCGACGGGCCUCUGUGGUGGACUUGGCGGCGUCUCCCUCCGGCCGCGACCUGCUGAAGAAACGGUGCUAUAAAGAGAUCAUCGUGUACGACGAGUGUAGCACCGACCUAGAGGCUCUCCCGCCCCAACACCCUGUUUACCUCGUCCUCACGGCCCUCCUCGAGGACAACAGAGAACCCCUCCUCCUCAAGGGAGGCUUCCAGGCGUUCGAGCGAGCGUAUCCCGAGCUGUGUGAAGACGCCCUCAUGCGCACCAGAGACGAAGUAGAAUCCACCAACCCCUGCUACGGUGACCCCUUCAACCCCACCACCCCCUCCGGUGUGUGUAUGGGCGGCGGCAUCCCUCCCUCCCCAGGCAAUGAGGCCACCAUAGAACAAGCUCAGGCCUCUGAAGUGCUCCCCUUCCUCUAUAUCGGCAACGCCAGAGACGCUCAGGACUUAAGAGUUCUGCAGGCGUUGGGUAUCACCCGGGUGUUGAACGUGACGUCACAUGUGCCUGGUUACCACGAAAACUCUGGCAUCUGCUACAAGACGCUGCCAGCCAUGGACUCCGGCCACCAAAACCUUCGUCAGUACUUCGAUGAAGCAAUACACUUUAUCGAUGAGGCACGACAGGCAGGUGCACGAGUGUUGGUUCACUGUCAGGCGGGUGUCUCACGCUCCCCCACCAUUGUCAUUGCCUACCUGAUGAAGCACACCCGCAUGACUAUGGUCGAUUCCUACAAGUACGUCAAGUCCCGGCGUCUCAUUAUCUCACCUAACCUCAACUUCAUGGGUCAACUUGUUGAGUGGGAAACUGCUCUUCAAGACAACAAAACUGAAGCUGAUUGCAAGCCUUGUCAUCAGUGUCAGUGGCAGCGACAGGAAGUCAAAAAGGUCCCAAGCGCUUGCCAGGUAUGACAGACGCCUACAGGGCUCAGCUGCGAGGAUAUGGCCCCAGAUGUGGGCUUGGGUAGCUUCAGCAUGGGAACAACAGAGGCCGUUGCAGUGUCGAGUAGGAAGGUGUUGGAAUGUGGGUGUUGGAGACAAAAACAAGACACACUCCACACAGCCCUCCAGGAAGAUGCUGCUGACCACCUCACAACUCUGGGCCAGCAUCUCCACUCGCAUCACCUGACCAGACUCUUUCUUGAUGACUUGGAAGUCAAGCUUAAUGAAGAGGUACAAAGAAGAGAAGCCACAGAGAAAGAUAUCACCAUUCAUAGAAACAUACAUAGUGCAAAUGUGUCGUUUGAUACUGAAGAUGAUAAGCAUAAGUCUUCAAAAAGAAGUCAUUGCAGAGGAGGAGAUCUGGGGGGAGUAAGAGACGCAGAGGAUGCAAAUACUGCCAAAAGAAUGUGUACCGAGCAAGUGGUUCUUAGUCUAUAAAUGUCAUUAAUAUAAUCAAAAUCAGGGUCGUGUGUGUUGAGUUUACAUGCAUUAAGAGGGUAGUAACCAUUGGUGUGUUUGUGAGUUGGCCAUGUGGGAUGGGAUUAGUAGUGUGUUGCAUACCGGUGUUUUUGCCACAACAUUGUGAAUCAAACUUUACUGUUAAGGGGUUUAUGACCUUCAAAGCCCUUGGACUUCCAACACACAAUUUAUUUUUCCCCGUGUCUACUAAUGUAAUAAAACUUAGAUAUUUGUACACUGAAGGUUGUGAGAACGAAAGUCAGAAAACUUCUCUUGUUUUAACAAAACAUUUCUAAGUUACUUUAGUUAGGUCAGUGAUCAUACAAGUGUCUGUGGUUUAGAAAUGUUGAAGGUCUGGGUAGAGAUACAGCGAUUUAUCCGCUGUUUGGUUAGAAUAUAGAUAAGUGCAGUAUUGGGUUGAGGGAUUGCUGAAAAUUCAAAGCUCGCCUAACCCCCCCCCCCCCUCCCUCAUUUGGGCAGCUGCUUUUGACAAGGCAGUUCUGAUAGUGCAGUAUUAGUACAGUAAAUGUGUACCUUUGCCUUAACUAGUUUGAUCAACAAUAGUGAUUCAUAUGUUACAUAACUAGUUUUCCUGUAUCCUGUGUAUGUGAGGAGAAAAUACUACAUUGCCUUAUCAGGAGCCUUUCAUUGUUUCUGACAAGUUAUAUGUGAUAAGUCUCCUACAGUCUAAACUUUGUGAUGCGACUGGGGAAUUUGUGUUUUAGUCAGGGUCUUUGUGAAGCACAGUUUCCCAAGUCACUACACACGAACCAGACUUUUCAUCCACAACUUGAUUACUUUUAGACUUAUAGCUGGUGACUGGCUUGUUGAGCAGCCUCUUGCAGUCAAAAUUACUGAACCAGCCAGAAGAGUUCUGACUGGCUUACAGUUGACCGCACUUGUGGUGGAUAAGAAUUCUGGUUGUUAUAGUCUCUAGGUAUUAUACAAAAGUUACGAAAGACCAUUCCAGCAGCUCACAAAGUUCACCUAGUGUCCCAGUCAAGAAAUAAUGAUAAUCAUUGCAAAUAUACAGUAAUUGGUCCACACUGGACAGAGAGAGGUGUUUAGGUGAUAAUUUACCAUGUUGGUAAAUUACUCAUUCCUGAAUGAUGCUCUGUGAUCCCAACUCAUAUCCUAUUAGUUGAAAUCAUUGCAAAUGUUGCCAAUGUUUUAAUUGAGGUGUGACUGCAGUUAGGACCAAAUAUAAAGAACAAUAUCAGAAUCAGGUGUGAUUACCAGUAGUGGCCUCGGGUAGCGACGGUCUUGUACUUAUGAUGCCUUUACUCAUUCAGGGGAUUUGUAAGGGAUCUGAUGUAUUUAUGUUGUGAGUGGACUUGGAAUACAGCAUUUCUGUAAUCUAGAAUAAAAAUGCAGUUCAGUUGCAUUAGAACGGAAGUAGUACAGUAUCAAGUCAUUUUCGGCCUCUUGCACUCAGGAAAAAGAGGAGGUGAUCCCGUUCAGCGAGUCACCACCUCUUGAAUUUGGCUCAUUUUUCCUCCAUCAAAUAGUUGUUAUGCAUAUAUCUGUACAUAUAUAUAUUCAUGAUUUAUGCCAAUAAACUUAAAUCCUAUUUAUAAUGCAAACAUAGAUUUGUAGUACAAAGACAAAAAUUAUGAUUUCAUCCUAGUUUUUAGUUCAUUGUGAAUAUAUUUCGUUCUUGUGCCACUAGAAUUGUCUUUAAUGCCCAAAGUGUUGGGUAAGAAAAAAUGCCAAGUAGACAAUAAGCCAUUUCAUUACAAGCUUAACUUUGUUAUUUAACACAGCAUGUAACCAUGAUUUCCCAGAUGACAUUUAAAUGUAUGGAGAAUGUUGCACUUCACUAUUAAUGAACAAAUGUAAGUUUCUAAUAAUAUGGCUCACUGUCCAGUCUCCCAUAACCUGAGAGGAUAACGUGAGUGAAUGUGGAGCAAGUAGUGUCUGGUAUUACUUGCCAGAUAGUUCAUACCAAGCGUUUGAGAUGUGUAUACAGUCUCUCGGCUUAUGUUCUUCAAUCUGAAAACGAAAAAAAUCUAGUCUUGUAUAUUAGGUUUACUUCAUGUUUUUAAUUAUAAUUUUUUGAUCCAGCAGAUGGUAUUUAUUGUACAUGAUUUAGUGCAAAUCAUGACUUCGUAUUUAUUAUCUAGGGUUUAUGUAUCUGCCCUAUCAUUAAAAAGAUUUAAAAAAAUAAAUGUUCAGAUAUA